ACGAUGGCCAGAACAAAACAAACAGCUCGUAAAUCUACUGGUGGUAAGGCACCCAGGAAGCAGCUUGCUACCAAGGCAGCAAGGAAAAGUGCCCCUUCAACCGGAGGAGUCAAAAAGCCCCAUCGUUACAGGCCUGGUACUGUUGCUCUGAGAGAAAUUCGUCGUUACCAGAAGUCCACAGAGCUUCUUAUCAGAAAGCUACCCUUCCAAAGGCUGGUCAGAGAAAUCGCCCAAGACUUCAAGACUGAUCUCCGCUUCCAGAGUGCAGCCAUAGGAGCUUUACAGGUAAUAAUUUUUUUUAUAUUAAGUGGCAUGCCAGCUAAUUUGUAACAAAUGACUUUUUUUUAUCCAUUCUACAGCACAAAGCUUUCAUGUUAUUGUAGUGACCUGUAACUUUAGAAACCAUCCAUAAAUUACAUUAAGAACAUAGGGUUGGGGGGACUAGGCUAGGGAACUGUUAGACAAAUUAGUCCAUUACAUUCUUACAAUUUCUAAAUAACUGUCAGAAUAGCACCAAUGCUGAGUAAAUAUUACCAUCUGCUCAACAAAAAUGAAAAAAAGAACUGUGACCAUUUCGAGUGGUUGUCAAAAGAGGGAGAAAGGUGAUGGCAAAUUAACUGUAUUAUUUAAAUUGAUUUCCCUUUUUUUUUUUUUUAUUAUGGGGAAAACGCACAGGCCGCAUUAACACUAAACUUUGCUGUCAAGUAGCGAUCGCAAAAUGUUGUCUUGCAGCUCGCAAAUGGCUGCAAGUUUGGUACCCCAAGUUUAUAUUAUGAUUUUAUGAUUUGAAUCAUCUCAACACUCUUCACUUUAGGUCGGUGUCUGUGUAUAUUUUUAUCAACUGUGGACUAAUAUGUUAAAAUAUUUCUGUUACAGGAAGCCAGUGAAGCCUAUCUAGUGGGACUUUUUGAAGACACCAAUCUUUGUGCUAUUCAUGCCAAGCGAGUUACAAUUAUGCCCAAAGAUAUUCAGUUGGCCAGGAGGAUUCGUGGAGAGCGUGCCUAA
Molecule: messenger RNA, 1005 nt
Organism: Lymnaea stagnalis (great pond snail)
Lineage: Eukaryota; Metazoa; Mollusca; Gastropoda; Lymnaeidae
Source: the annotation of a GenBank genome assembly